AACUCGUAAACAGUAUCUUCCCUCCCUCUCUCUCUCUCUCUCUCUCUCUCUCUCUCUCUCUCUCCCUAAAUCCAACAGAUCACAGUACUGCUUUACACUUUACCGGGAUCUGGGUCUCAUUGAUUUCGGCAAAAAAGCAGAGGUUGUCUUUCACACACCCACAGAGAUCGAAAUUCCACCUGAAACAAAAGUGGGCAUCUUUGAUUGGAUAUUGUCCAAGUUUUGCACACAUUCCCAGACACCACCAAUUAAAGGUCGAAGCUUUAUUGAAAUCCUCAAUUGGGUUUUUGACAUCUGAUCUUGGGCAACCUGCAUUUUCAGAAUCAAACCAAAUUUGGGUUUUGUUUUUGGAAACUGAUGGCUCAUCCGACAAAACAUGGGAUUUGCAGUAAUGGUGUUCUGAGGCUGGUUUUUGUGUUAGUAGGUUUGUGCCUGGUCGGGUACGCAGUCGUACAUCCAACGUUGUACUGGAGCUUUAAGGAGCACAGUUCGUGUCCGCAAUGUCCUUGUGAUUGUUCAACGGAUUUCGCUUCCGCACCUGUAGAUAUUAUCAAUAGCUCAAUUUCAGACUGCGGAAAACAUGAACCAGAAAUGAAAGAGGAGAUGGAGAAGGACAUCAUCGCCUUGAUGUCGGAAGAGCUAAGUUUGCAGCAAGCCGUAGCCAACGAAACCCUGCAACGGGCCGAUGCAGCGUUAAUGGGAGUUAGGAAAGUCUCUUCACUCUUCCAAAAGGAGGCAGAAAAAUGUAAUGUAGGAGUGGAAACUUGUGAAGAAGCGAGGGAGAGGGCAGAAGCAGAACUUGCAGAAGAGCUUAGGCUUUCGGAAGUAUGGGAGAAACGAGCUCAGGAGCUCGGGUGGAACGAUAAAAGAGCAUACUCUUGAAUGACGUCAUCAUGAAAUUUUCGUAUAACCUUUUUCGUUAGUUGUGGAUACGAAUUUUCUACUAACGUUUCAUCGUUUUGAGAAUGAAUUCAUAUUAUCCAUCA
Messenger RNA from Malus domestica (apple), 986 nucleotides. RefSeq lists its product as uncharacterized. The record is from RefSeq and is a predicted model, not a curated record. NCBI's taxonomy places the organism in Eukaryota, Viridiplantae, Streptophyta, Magnoliopsida, Rosales, Rosaceae.